AUGGUUUCUCUUCUCUCGGCACAGCACCGAGCCCAGCAAACUGCAGGGGGGAAGGCGGGCUGCUUGAGAUGCCACGUCUCAUCCCCUUCAAACAGUUCCAAGGGUGUAUGGAUCGUCCUUCUUUUUGGAAUCGGCUGUGUGAUGGAAAGCAUUAGCUGCCCGAAGGAAUGCACUUGCCAGUAUCUGGCUGUGAACUGCACAGGCAAGCAUCUGGAGGAAUUUCCUUCCGCCAUCCCCCUGGACACCCGGCAACUGAUUUUGGCACAAAACAAGCUCAGCUAUUUGCCGUCAGUGGAGCUGAACUUCCUCAGCGACUUGAUCUACCUCGAUUGCAGCGGCAACACACUAGGGGAGGAACUGGACUUCACCUUUGUCAGCAUCAUCAAGCUGAUCUACUUGGACCUCAGCUUCAACAACCUCACGCAAGUCACAUUUGGGACCUUUUCCCAGCUCAGUAGCCUGGUGGUGCUAAAACUCUCAGACAACCCCAGCCUGGUGGAGAUUGAGAAGAAUUCCUUUGCCAACAACACCUGGCUGAGGCACCUGGACAUCAGCCGCUGCAGCUUGGCGUUCAUAGACACGAGCACCUUCCGGGAUCUGCCCAACCUGAGAAGCCUUGGCUUAAGUGGGAACCCCUGGUUUUGUAACUGCUCCUUUGUGGAACUGUUCGCCUGGAUGAAAGGGAGUGGAGUAACUUUUCUAGACGCAGACAACACCACCUGCUACAGCCCAGCUUUCAUGCAUGGCUUAAGUAUGCUGGAAGAGGGCCCAGAACAGCUCCAUUACAAGUGUUACAUCCAUUUUGACGACCAAGAUUACCUCUUCCUGGGUCUGAUUGGCUUCUGCAUCUUCUCGGCCGGCACAGUGCUGGCCUGGCUCUUGGGAGUCUGUGCAGUCAUAUAUGAAUUCCUGACCGCCAGUGAUGAGGAUGAGGAAGGUACUCCAUCUCCGAAUCCUCCAGAAGCAGCCCAGGUGAGGAUUUGUGGAGGAUCAGAGGGUCCCAGCACUGUAGAGGUACCAGUUGAGGAUGUACGAGUGGCAUCAGAGUCCACAUUGUCAGAGCCUGCCAGAGACAAGUUAGCUGCUAGGCCUCUGCUGGGCAGGACUUGA
This is a messenger RNA of Eublepharis macularius, 1110 nucleotides long. It is a transcript of the gene LRRC52, whose product is annotated as leucine rich repeat containing 52. The record is from RefSeq and is a predicted model, not a curated record. Gene Ontology annotation, molecular function: potassium channel activator activity; transmembrane transporter binding; voltage-gated potassium channel activity. NCBI's taxonomy places the organism in Eukaryota, Metazoa, Chordata, Lepidosauria, Squamata, Eublepharidae. Gene Ontology annotation, cellular component: voltage-gated potassium channel complex. The transcript is spliced from 3 exons. Bases 1 to 1110 code for a protein of 369 amino acids.